CAAGAUUCAAAUGUCCUUAGUCGCAUCCACCGUUCGUAUCAUAUCGUACACCUCUGGGGAAGGUAAUUAACGCAGACAACACUUAUUCAACCUCAUUCAAUUAUUGUUUAUAUUCCAUUUUUUAACCAAAAAAGUAUAAAAAGUUUAUAGAGAUAAGAAGGAGUCCAUGUUUAUGUGCGAGUUUUGAUAUAUGAACGAUCAACCUCUCUAGUGAUUAUGGAGGAACGUUCAUCAAACUCAGAAGAGACUGAUACUAAAUUCCUUCACCUUUUAGCAGAUGAUUUUGCUGGACUUUCUUUAACUGACGAAGAAGUUGCUAUUUUACGCUCCCACCUUCCCUACAGAAAGGACUCACAUACCUCUAAUAGUGAGCACAGUCAAUUGGAGUCAGAUUAUAAUGCACAGAGGAAGGAGGAAAAAGGAAUAGAAAAUACCACUUCCGAUGAGAAUGCCAUACCCAAAUCCACACUGUUAGAAAAAUCGACACUUCCUGAACCUUUCAACCAAGGGGAAGAAGAUGAAUCGAGUACACAGGAAUAUCAUAGAGAAUUCGAUCGAUUUUUAUCCUCUCCUUCAUCAGAAAAUGCUUCGGCUACUCCGAGAAAACAGCUUCCUAACAAUUCACCUUUAACUCCUUUAUCCUUGAUAUCUAGAGGGAUUUCUUUGAAUAGCGAUGAUGAAACUGAUACGGACGAACAACUUUCCCCAGUGCUUACUGCAAAGAAAACUUACGGGGACCUGAAUUAUCCAUCGACUUUGUACCACUCUGAUGAUGGAUCUUCCAAUGAAUCAUUGCAUCGUGAACAGAUAAUCUUAAGCGAUGAAUUGGAAGAUGCAAAUGAUGAAAACCCCGGGUAUCUUACUCCCAUAAAGGAAGAAGGUUCCUCCGCCUAUUCAUCGAAAAUACCGGAUACUACUGUGUUGAGCAGAAAGAUCUCUGAUAUAUCCAUCCCUGCAUCUGCAAUGAAAGAAUUAGAAGAAAAAAAAGGCCUUUUAAGCAAGGAAAUUCGUGAUGCUCCGCCAGGAGCGUCUUUGACGUUAAAAGAACAAGCCAACGUUAUAGACAAUCUUCGUAAAGAAGCAUUUGGACUCAAGCUUAAGUGUUUUUUCUUGUAUGACCAACUAAACAAAUUCCAUGACUCUGAGGUCCAAGACAUUAUGAAGCAAAAUAUAGAUUUGAAAACGCUUACGAUGCAACUGCAACGUGCAGUAGCCACUUAUGAAAAAAAGAUAUCCUCUUAUGAAAAGAAACCCUCCACUGCUGCUUCUGAUACACUGCAGUCGAAUCUGCUUGAUUUACAGAAAAAAUAUUCAAAAACUUAUUCUGAAUUAGAGUCUACGAAAAAGGCAUUGACUAAAGCAGAAAAAGAGCGACGGAAGCAACCAAAUUCUGUUUAUGAUCCAUAUCAUGGGAAUGAGAAAAGCACUCUUUCUUCUUUACUAGAUAGCGAGCGCCGUGAAAAAGAAGCAUUGUUACAAGAAGUAGACUCUUUACGUAGUUUGCUUGCCCAAAAAAGUCAGAUUAAACCUCGGACACCUGAUGAAAGGGUUAUACAGAGUUUACAGCGUACUAAUGAUCUUUUACGGAAGGAUCUUGGUGCACAGAAUGAAGCUUUUCUAUUUCAAAUGCAAGAGAAAGACAAGCUUAUGCAGGAAAUAGAAGAACUAAAGGGUAAUUUAGAUGCCGCAAAAUUGAAUGCAGUCGCUGAAGCUGAAGCAAGUAAAAAUGAAAUAUGGGAUUUAAUGAUGGGGUGCAAGAUGAAAACACAAGAGCAAGCCGUUGAGCUUAGUCGACUUUAUAAACAGCUCGAAGAAAUUGAAUAUGAUUGCGAAAAUAAACUUGUCAAAAUGGAACAGCAAUGGAAAGAUGAUGUUGAUCAAUUACAGCAAUAUGUAGAGGAGCUUACUCAGGACCUACAAACUGCAAAAGGCGAGCUAACCAGAUCCGUUAGUGACUCUCGUGCAUAUGAACAAGCGCUCAAUGAUUUACGAAGGGAAACUGAAACAGAACUUAAUCAAUUUGACAAAACAAUACGUGAAAAUGAAGAAAGUAUUGGUCUGUUCAAAGAAGAGAUUGAAAAAUUGACUGACGAGCUUUCUCAUCUUUCUGAAAGUUACCGUGAAAAGUCCGAUGAGUUGAAGGAUUCUGAAAUUAAAAUUGCUGAUUUCCGACAAAAGUUAGAAGACUCUAAGAUGCAGUCCUCAGAAGUGGAUGCACUGAACAUCCAAUUGGAGAAUUCCAACAAGUUAUGGCAAUCAGCAACUGAAGAAAGAAAUUCAUUAAAAGAAAAAUUAGACAUCAUGAAUGCUGAAAUCGAGGGCAUGAGAAGUCAUAAAUUAGAGUCAAGUGAAAGGGAAAGAGAACUGCAAAAGCAACUUGAGGAAUUAAUUAUAGAAAUUGAUCAGUUGAAGCACUCACACGAAGAUGAAAGUAAAGAGAUUUAUGUUUUGUCUACUCAGUUGGAUGAAAAGAAAAGUGAAUUGAGUGAAGUUGCCCAAGAAAAGGCGACUAUUAUGAAAAAAUUGGAAGCACUAGAGAACCGAUAUACAGUUCUACAAAACAGUUUUACGUCACUGCAAACUGCUAUCCUGGAAACCUUUGACAAGAAGGUGGAACAUUGUUCUGCUGAGUUACUAGUACGUCAAGUGAAAAAAUUAAAGGAUGAAAGUAAACGAUUAAAUUCUGAGAUAGAGAAGUCUACUCGACAGUUCAGCAAGAAUGAGCAAAUUAUAAGAGAAAGGGAAACUUCUAUGGAGACUCUUCAAUCAGAAAAGAAAGAGCUAAAAGCCUUACUUGAUUCGGAACGUCGCUCAAAGAAAGUAAUGCAAUCUGAACUCGACGCUUUGAACUUGCAGAACACUCGCCGUAGUCUCAGUAGCUCUUCAAGUCCCUCGGAGCGAUCGCAAUCUAGAGAAUUCAAAUUGCUACAAACUUCUGAGAAACGUUUGAAAGAACAAAUUGAUGAGAGAAAUAAACUAAUAAAGACUGUCAUUAGCCGUUUAGCUCAACUAUCCUCGUCUAGUGCAAUAAGUGGAAAUAAUAAACCUGAUUCUUUAACUACAUUUUCUAGUAUGAAUCAGGCAAUGCAUGGCCAACUGAAGGAAUUAGAAAAAUCUACUCAAGGAUUUAAGAAGAAGUGUAAAGCUAUGGAACGAGACUUCAAGAUUGAGAUUAACAAACUUGAUAGUAAUUUAGAGGCCCGAAGCAAAAAGCUUAGUCAAUUGGAAGAACGUUUCAGACUUAUGAAUGUCUCAACUUUAGGAUCUCGACCUGCUUCUCCUAUGUCUUCAAAAAAAUUAAUUGCUGCAGCAGAAUCACCAGAUGACAAGAAACCUCCGCCUGAUAGAUCAGCGGUACAACGUGGUAUCACCGCAUUGAAACGCGACGCUGAAGGGAUGAGCCAUAUUUGGCAAUUGAGAUUGCGCGAAUUGGAGUUUCAACUCAAAGCUGAGCAAGAAGGUCGGAAACAUGAUAAACUAGGAGCUCGGGAGCGCCUUCAAGAUUUAGUCAAGCAAAAUCGAAGCCUCUCCCAGCGAAUCACGUUGGAUAAAAACUUGCAAAAUUCUGUUUCUUCGCAUGAAGCCGAUAGCUAACAGUCCAAGACAUUCAUUCUUUUAUUGUUUAUGGUUUAUUUUCUCUCUUUUCGUUCUCUUUCAAAUUUUUGUAUAUUUAGAUUUUAUAAUAUUAUGGAAUGGGCUUAACGUGCUUACUUCAUUCAGUUAGUUAAUGGACAAAAUAAGCGAGUUUGCGAGUAUUUUUUAAUAUCUACGAAUAUAGUUUAAUUAAUGCGUUCACGGAGCUACUUUAAUGCGUACUAGUCCUUAAUGGUCAUCUUAGAACAUUAAUCAUAAGUUUUGGGGCUGUGCCCAAUAAUUC
Molecule: messenger RNA, 3877 nt
Organism: Schizosaccharomyces cryophilus OY26
Lineage: Eukaryota; Fungi; Ascomycota; Schizosaccharomycetes; Schizosaccharomycetales; Schizosaccharomycetaceae
Product: MT organizer Mto1
Exons: 1
Coding region: 217-3594 (1125 amino acids)
Cellular component (GO): microtubule organizing center
Source: RefSeq, a predicted model, not a curated record